Molecule: messenger RNA, 833 nt
Organism: Phaethon lepturus (White-tailed tropicbird)
Lineage: Eukaryota; Metazoa; Chordata; Aves; Phaethontiformes; Phaethontidae
Product: type II inositol 3,4-bisphosphate 4-phosphatase-like
Exons: 6
Coding region: 153-833 (226 amino acids)
Cellular component (GO): cytoplasm
Molecular function (GO): phosphatidylinositol-3,4-bisphosphate 4-phosphatase activity
Source: RefSeq, a predicted model, not a curated record
CAUUGUCUUUAUAGCUCGCUGGAUUGGUCUGUGGGUUUAUAAUCAAAUUGCACACAGGUUUACAUGAUCAAGGAUUUUUACAACAGCUUCAUACUGUUGGAUUGCUUGUGCAAUAUGAAGGACUCCUUAGUACGUAUAGUGAAGAAGCCGGGAUGCUAGAAGACAUGGCUGUGGGAAUUUCAGAUUUGCAGAAAGUAAUGUUUAAAGUCAUUGAAGCCAAAUCAGAAGAUUUUUUGCCUAUUAUAACUGGAAGGCGUGAACAUUAUGUUAUAGAGGUCCAGCUUCCAGCAAAGAUGUUUGAGUUGCUGCCACAAGAGAUUAAAGAAGGAAAGCUACUUCGCAUGUAUCCAGUACUCUUUAAUGUUGGAAUCAAUGAACAGCAAACACUUGCAGAGAGGUUUGGAGAUACCACUUUGCAGGAAAACAUUAACCAGGAAAACUUAGAACUUCUAAAAGAAUAUUACAAGCUGUUUACGGAAAAAAUGCCUCCUGAUUGUCUACCACAUUUUCAAGAACAAAAUGAUCUAAAGGGAUUGCUAGAAAAUCUCCAUCAAAAUAUCCAGGCCAAAAAGAGAAAGAAUGUAGAAAUCAUGUGGCUAGCUGCGACGAUUUGCCGCAAGCUGAACGGAGUCCGUUUCACCUGUUGCAAAAGUGCCAAAGACCGGACAUCCAUGUCAGUGACAUUGGAGCAGUGCUCCAUCUUGAGGGAUGAGCAUCAGCUUCACAAAGACUUCUUCAUUCGGGCGCUGGAUUGCAUGAGAAGGUAUGUGGAAAUUUUUGCAUGUCCCUUGCGUUUGGAGCUAAGCCAGGCACUGCGGUACAGAGUGGUCUAA